Messenger RNA from Durio zibethinus, 615 nucleotides. RefSeq lists its product as uncharacterized. The record is from RefSeq and is a predicted model, not a curated record. Lineage: Eukaryota; Viridiplantae; Streptophyta; Magnoliopsida; Malvales; Malvaceae.
AUGGAUUCCCCAUCAACUCAAAGUGGCCGUGACCAAAUGGCACCAAAAGAAUGUGACACAAUAAUCCCGGUAACCAAAUAUCUUUUGCCUUCGUUUUCUUCGUCUUCAUCACUUUCAUCAUCAUCAUCUCCACUUGGAUCUUCGUAUUUUCCCAAUGAUUCGGCUCUCAGUCCAGCUACUCCACUCCGGUUUUCGGGUGUACCAUUUUCUUGGGAACAUUUUCCAGGGAUUCCGAAGAAACUACAAAAUCACAAGAAAAAGGAGUCGAUGAAGUUGCUGCCAUUGCCUCCCCCGGUUACAUCACCAACCUCGAAAAGGUACAAUUUCGAAGAUAUGUUGUUAACCCGGAAGAAAGCAACCGCUGCUACUGAGAGUUUCCGAAGGGAUCCAUUUUUUGCGGCAUUGGUUAAAUGUUCCAAGGACGAUCAUCAAGAAACUGCCUGCAAUUUAUGGACUGGAGCAAAGGUCACAAGAAGUAGCGGUGACAAAUUGGGGUUUAUUAAUCUCUACACUUCUUGUAAAAGGACUUGUCCAGUUUCAGAAUCAAUAGUCUAUCUUCCAAGGUCUAGCAGAAGCACUGCUAAUUAUGGCCUAAUCAAUAAUCGCUAUAGUUAA